AGAAAGGAGGGAGACUCAUCCAAAUUCCCAGACUAAGUGUCCACAGGGAGGAAGAAGAAAGCUCUGAACAGGCAGAAGUGGGGGAAAGAGUGUCUGAUUUCAAUCCCUUCAAACCAGCCAUUCAGAGAACAUCAGGAUGUCAGGGGGUUGCCUCAGGCUCCUAUUCUGUGCCCUGUGCAGCUUAAGGGCCAUCCAAGCCUUCCCCAAUGCUUCCCCCCUGCUCAGCCUUGGCUGGGGGGGUCUGACUCACCUCUAUACGGCCACAGCCAGGAACAGCUACCACCUGCAGAUCCACAAAGAUGGCCACGUGGAUGGGUCUCCUCAUCAAACCAUCUAUAGUGCCUUGAUGAUCAGAUCAGAGGAUGCUGGGCUAGUCAUAAUAACUGGUGUGAUGAGCAGGAGAUAUCUCUGUAUGGACAUUAGGGGCAACAUCUUCGGAUCGCAUUUCUUCAGCCCAGACAACUGCAGGUUCAAACACCGGACAUUAGAAAAUGGGUAUGACAUCUAUCACUCUCCCCAGAACAACUUCCUGAUCAGCCUUGGCAAGGCAAAGAGGGCCUUCCUACCAGGGAUGAACCCACCUCCUUACUCCCAAUUCCUGUCUCGGAGAAAUGAAAUCCCCAUAAUACACUUCAAUACACCUGAACCCCACCGGCAUACCAGGAGUGCUGAGAACAGUCCUGACUUGGACCCAAUGAAUGUGCUGAAACUCCGACCAAGGAUAACUCCCUGCUCCCAGGAACUUCACAGUGCUGAAGAGAACAGUGUAGUGGAUGAUGACCCUUUGGAAGUACUCAGAAAUAGCAAUAGAUUGAAGCCCUAUCCUGGCAGGAUGAGUUUGGAAAGAUGCCUCCAUGUCCCCAAGGCAGCUUAAGUGGACUACAAAAAUUCCUUUUUCAUCAUCCCUAAUUCAUUUUUUUUAGCAGCUAGCCUGUCUUUAAGGGGUUCAGACUCUUUAAACUUUAAAGAACAAGGGAGGGAUCAUUUUUCCCGACCCCCUUACUAUCUUAGGACCCCAUGAAAAUUAAACCUGGAAUACUGUGCUAAGCCCUAGACUUAAUGGUAAAGUUCUACUCUCUUUUGCACCUUGACUUGACAUUCCAAUCAAGAACCUAUUGUGGGAUGUUUCUCCCUCCUACCCCCCGACCCCCUUCAUCUUUAAUCUACUGUUAGAGGCUCUACUUUCAACAGAUUUUGGCACACUAAUAAUAUCACUCCUGUAACUUCUUCCAGUUUAAAAUGAUGGAAGAUACAUAGGUGGUAGGAGAAUGCACUGGCUGAAAAACAAGUAAGACUUGGUCCUAAAGUGGACAACCAAACUUUGCCCAACCCGAAGCCAACAUGUGCUCUUCUGUGUCCAUAAUCUUUAUCAUCAUGCUUCUACACUGCAAAUCAGGAUGAGAUCUGUAAAAUUAAAAAUCCCUCCUCAAUCCCACAUGUAAUCUUGAGACAUCCCCUUAUAAAAGCCCUUUAUUUGCUUAUGACAAGUUACUAUCCCGACUAGAUCCACUUAUCUUAUUCCUUGAGCCCCUUCUAAGGACUCUCAUUGGGAGGAGUUGUUUUGAAAAGCAAGCAGAAGUUGGUUAAUAUUGAAAAAUUUUAUCUAUUUGGUACCAAGAAGGUACCAGGAAACACGCUAGAAAUAACCACAGUUCUCUGACAGAGUGGGAUAGAUUGCUAUUCACUCCCUUAUUACAUUAUAGGCCAGGCCAGAGGGGUCACUUCCAACUUAGCAAAAGUCAGGCAAAGACAGAAGAUUAAGCAUUUUCCAGUCUUGAAAAUCAAAACACUCUAUGCACUUUUUCAAGGAACACUGAACCUUUGUAUUUUACUAGCCUAUUUUUUUUUUUCAAGCUGACCUUAAUUUAAAGUCAUUCAGUUCAGUCUGCAGCUUCUCUUUGCAAUAAGAAUAAAUUUGAAGUCUUCAGAAGUUUUUAACAAACUUCCUUAUCCAAGGUUGGUAACACUAUUCUGGAUGGUCAUAAAAAUGUUAGUGUGUACAAAGGGAAGUUGUUCAAAGUUUUCUGUGGCUCAGCAGAUUUCCAAAGACCUUUCUGAAAGGCCAAUUUUAGUCUUGAAGUUAUUCACAGAGAUCAGACCAGGCUGCCCAUCUUUAAUUCAAUUCAGUUCAAAAACAAAAAUUAAUUAAAUGACUCUUGUUUGGCACUGUACAAAGCAUCAGGGAUAGAAGAGCAAAAGGAAAACCCUCUCCCUUCAAAGAGUUUAAAUUGUAUCGAUAGUGGAUAAUCUGAAGAAAUAUCAAAGAGGACAACAGUGAAAUCCUUAUCUGUUUUUCUUCUCAAUGGGCUAGGAAUGUGUGUGCUUUCUUUCCCUCCUGCAACACUGGCUUGAGCAUUACCCUAAAGAUGAGGCAUUCUAUUAACUCCAAUUUUGCUGAUUGCUUUCAUACUAAAAGCAUCACUUCUGUGGCUUCCCUGAGCUUAAGAUGAAGAAUGGAAGAUGAUGAGUACACUGGCUGCAAAA
Sarcophilus harrisii (Tasmanian devil) is the source of this 2484-nucleotide messenger RNA. RefSeq names its product fibroblast growth factor 23 (gene FGF23). Gene Ontology annotation, molecular function: type 1 fibroblast growth factor receptor binding; growth factor activity. Gene Ontology annotation, biological process: cell differentiation; positive regulation of cell population proliferation; animal organ morphogenesis. The coding region runs from base 137 to 874 and encodes 245 amino acids. Gene Ontology annotation, cellular component: cytoplasm. The record is from RefSeq and is a predicted model, not a curated record. NCBI's taxonomy places the organism in Eukaryota, Metazoa, Chordata, Mammalia, Dasyuromorphia, Dasyuridae. The transcript has 3 exons.